This is a messenger RNA of Aureobasidium vineae, 405 nucleotides long. The record is from the annotation of a GenBank genome assembly. NCBI's taxonomy places the organism in Eukaryota, Fungi, Ascomycota, Dothideomycetes, Dothideales, Saccotheciaceae.
UUGGUUGCACCUGCAUUGGCGACGGUCUGUGGCAUUGCUACCGGUACAUACUCUCUAAAUGCUUGCCGACCAAAGUCAGGACAUAUUUUACUGACACCCCUCACAGCAGUGGCAGCAUUCCAACCGGAACUGCAGAAACAAGCAGCAGAAAGAGAAGGAAAGAAUGUUGAAGAGUCUCAGCAACAGCAUAACGCACACGACCGCGAAAUCCCAGACAUCAACAAUGACAAAUCCAUCGGCGCAGAAGUGAAACAACAUCUCCAAGAAGCAAAGCAAGAAGCAGUCCAGACGAUACAACACGCACAGCAAACAGCAAAGACAGAGGUGGCUCCCAAGAAGGCUUGGUGGGGGCUGGGUAUAUUCGGAGCCAGUCAAGGCGGAGAAGAGAGUCCAAGAGAAAACAAG